Messenger RNA from Cladophialophora psammophila CBS 110553, 573 nucleotides. RefSeq lists its product as uncharacterized. The record is from RefSeq and is a predicted model, not a curated record. The transcript is spliced from 3 exons. Lineage: Eukaryota; Fungi; Ascomycota; Eurotiomycetes; Chaetothyriales; Herpotrichiellaceae. Bases 1 to 573 code for a protein of 190 amino acids. Gene Ontology annotation, cellular component: cytoplasm. Gene Ontology annotation, molecular function: protein phosphatase inhibitor activity.
AUGAAUCCACAUCAGAAAAAUAAGAUUGACAUCAGCAAACUGUCGGCAGACGAGCAACGUCUGUUCAGACUCUAUGGCAAACUUCCCAACAAGAAAGAUCUCCUACAGAACAAGUUGAAGGAACGCAAGUACUUCGACUCUGGUGACUACGCGCUCUCUAAAGCGGGCAAGGCCUCCGAUACGGGCGUUACCACAAUCGGUACCGAACAUCCCAAGGCCGAGGAGAUCCCGCACAUGUCUCCGCUCACCCAUACCCUUUCACGCUCUGACUCUAUUGCCUCAGGGACACCUGGCGGCCUUGCUACUUCUCCGGACGGUUUGGGCCAUGCUGCGCAACUGUCCCCGGUUGGCGGCGGAGGGCCAGGCGGUAUCCAUAGGGGCCUUAUCAAUGGGAUCCCCGGCGGCGGUUUGCCUGGUGCGACAAGCAGGAGCCCAGUCAAGGAGAGCAGCUUUUUGGCGAGAAGUGCGAGUAUGGAUGAAAAUGACGGAAAUCAGCAACAACGAAAGGGAAAUAUCAUGGAGGGAAGUAUCAGUCCGCCAGUGCAGAAAGCAGGGAUUCCGAUUCGGAGAUGA